AUGGCUAAGUAUCGCCAUUUGCAUGAUUUUGCAACAAAGAAUUUGAGCAUCGGUAAUUUGGAUCUCUACAAGGUGAACGUGAUAUCGAUAUUUUCGGUGGCACCCGAUGUCAGACAAAACGAUUACUACUGUUGCUACUCUCCUGGCAACAGAGCAGGUAAUAAAAUGUCAACCCUUUAUGCUGAAACUUGUGAAGACCGAGCAUGCUUUGUCCUUAUGAACAGUUUUCAUAUAAGAGUUCCAUAUGAGGAUGAAGAUAGAAAAUUAAUUUAA
Leptosia nina is the source of this 273-nucleotide messenger RNA. The record is from the annotation of a GenBank genome assembly. NCBI's taxonomy places the organism in Eukaryota, Metazoa, Arthropoda, Insecta, Lepidoptera, Pieridae.